This is a messenger RNA of Hemiscyllium ocellatum (epaulette shark), 2485 nucleotides long. RefSeq names its product platelet derived growth factor c (gene pdgfc). The transcript has 6 exons. Bases 500 to 1519 code for a protein of 339 amino acids. The record is from RefSeq and is a predicted model, not a curated record. Gene Ontology annotation, biological process: positive regulation of cell migration; positive regulation of ERK1 and ERK2 cascade; positive regulation of MAP kinase activity. Lineage: Eukaryota; Metazoa; Chordata; Chondrichthyes; Orectolobiformes; Hemiscylliidae. Gene Ontology annotation, cellular component: membrane. Gene Ontology annotation, molecular function: growth factor activity; platelet-derived growth factor receptor binding.
AUCCAGCUGUUCGCUGGUCAACUACCUUUUAAAGUAAUUUCUCCAAAACGUUUGUUCGAGCAGAAAACUUCUUGCACUAUCAGACAGUGUCAGGAGAAGGCAGGCAAAGAGCAUCAAUUUAUACUUAUAAGCUUUUUCUCGUUUCGAAAAAAAAACGCUGGAAAGUUUAUAAAAGUUGACAGGUGUGCGUAAGUCCUUGGCUGCGCCUUUAAAACAGACCUUCGGCUCUGGCAUAAGCGUCUGUCAUUUUUUUUUCCGCCUUACAUUAAGCCAUUGAGUAGAUAAGUGCGAUCGGGGCACGUUGGAGAGAGAAGGGAGUGCUGUGGAUCGGAAUGUGGAAGCCACUGUGUGAUUAUCUGGUGGAAAUGCUGGCACAUCAGGAUCCCUGCCCUCCGCAUCCUUCAUGGUAGGAGCGGCGGCUGUGAGUGAGUCCGUGUGAAGAAGCCCAGCGCUUGUUUGUCUGCUCUGGCCCUGAUAGCGUGCAACCACUCUGCCCCAAAUGUCCUUGUCAUUAGUCUUACUGCUAAUAUCGGCUCUCCACUUCCGCCAUCAUGGAUCGGAAGCCCAAAUCAACAAGAUCCAGCCAUCAAGUAACAAGGAGCAGAACGGAGUACAUGAUCAUCAGCAUGAAAAAGUUAUCACAAUAUCAGAGGAUGGAUUUGUGCAGAGUCCACGAUUUCCUCAGAGUUAUCCGCGAGAUGUGGUGCUGUUGUGGAGAUUAAUAGCAGCUGAUGAAAAUAUGCAAAUACAACUAACCUUCGAUGAAAGAUUCGGACUUGAGGAACCAGAGAACGGAUUAUGCAAGUUUGAUUUUGUAGAAAUUGAAGAUCCAAGUGAUGGUACAAUUAUUGGACGGUGGUGUGGCUCCAGUGUGGUCCCAGGCAUACAAAUAUCGAAGGCAAAUCAAGUGCGGAUACGGUUCCGAUCUGAUGAAUACCUGCCAUCAAAGCCAGGCUUCUGCAUUUACUACUCCCUUCGGGAAUCUGCCCAUUUUGAAAGCCCAACACUCGUGCCACCAUCUCCUCUAUCUUUGGAUGGCUUAAGUGAGGCUGUCUCAGGCUUUGACACUAUAGAGGAGCUGAUCAAGUACUUGGAACCAGAGAGGUGGCAGCUGGAUUUGGAAGAUUUGUACAAACCAACCUGGCAGAUGCUUGGAAAGGCUUUUGUGCAUGGUAGAAAAUCCAGAGUUGAUCUGAACUUGCUGAAAGAAGAAGUGAAGCUGUACAGCUGCACACCACGCAAUAUAUCAGUGUCUCUGAGAGAGGAACUCAAACGGACAGAUACCAUCUACUGGCCAGGGUGUCUACUGGUAAAACGCUGUGGGGGUAAUUGUGCCUGCUGCUCCCUUGGCUGCCAAGAUUGUCAAUGUGUUCCCAUCAAAGUGUCAAAAAAAUACCAUGAGGUUCUUCAACUACGAUAUAGAAGUCCUGGGAAACCAUUGCAGAAAUCCCUGGCAGAUGUGGGAUUGGAGCACCAUGAAGAAUGUGGCUGUGUGUGUAAAGGAAAAACAGAAGGUUAAGCUAGUUUGCCCUUUUACCUUUCAAAGACUUGAAGCAUUGAAAAAUGGGGCCUGUGUGCAUUAUCUUGUUCAGAGAUCACACUCAUCUCAGUUUUCGACUUUCCACUUUGUAGUUUUUUGGUGGACUUUGGUGUAGACAUGUAGCUCUCCUGCCUAUAAAUGGACCUGAAAAGUAUGAAACAGGGGACGAACUCCAUUCCCAAUAAGAUUUGGAUAUCUAGAUGAUGGCAAAGAAAAUAGCUCAUGCAUUGAACUCUGGGUUCCCUUUCUUUCUCACCUGUGUAAGGAUAUAAAUAUUACUUAAUUUACUGUUCCAGUUCUGAACCAAGUAAAAUUGCAGAAAAUAGUUUUCAAGAGAAAGGACUACUUCUGGAAUCAACUACUGCUUACCACCAUAAAUGUUGUGACUUGCAGUAUUCCUCGCCUCGUGGCUGAAAACUUCCAAGAAAAUCUGUUUGUGUUGUGCUGCUUGUCCUCGUGUGAUAUCACUUCCUGUGUGCAUCAUUUUCUUCCAUACACAAUUUUUAAAGAGAAAUCUGCAAUUUCUGCUACGAUAUCCUAGCAAAUGUGUCACAGUGACAAUAUACUGGAGAGAUGCAGAAUUUGAGGAGAGUAAGGACUUACCAGACUUUUCUGAGGGCAUUGCCUGAAGUUGUGUACAUUUUUUUAUAUCUUCUCAUUUAGGCUAAUAUGACUAAAGCUUUUUUUUUGUAUUACAUUAAAUGUAUCUAUUUUGUACCAAACCUAUUUAAGAAUUUAGCUUUUGCAUUGUCUGAGAUGACUCAUGAUUUACAACACUUUAACAAAAGGGAAAUGGGUAGGUGUGAUCAAAAGCACAGUCAUAUCAUUGCACUGUCAGUGUUGGUGCUUUGUGUAAUGUACUGUAUAUAUCUUUUUCUACAGUAGCCACUAUUCCAAAGAUCGAAUUAACCAGAACGUCUACUUAAUUGUCUACUUUGUUCAUAA